Messenger RNA from Capsicum annuum, 1069 nucleotides. RefSeq names its product expansin-like B1. The transcript is spliced from 4 exons. NCBI's taxonomy places the organism in Eukaryota, Viridiplantae, Streptophyta, Magnoliopsida, Solanales, Solanaceae. The record is from RefSeq and is a predicted model, not a curated record. Gene Ontology annotation, cellular component: extracellular region. Bases 72 to 824 code for a protein of 250 amino acids.
AUCCCAUAAUUAAGUCUUUAAUUUCUUCUUAAUUAAUCCACUUGUUCUCUUCAUUAAUCCUUUAAUUAAAGAUGGAUUUCUCUCUUAAGCAUUGUACUCUUCUAAUUUGCCUAAUCUUGAUCUUGCCUGCUUUAUGCUAUAGCCAAACUUAUGUAUCAAAAGCAGGCUAUUAUAACACAGAUGAUGGCAUGGGUAAUCCAAAGGGAGCUUGUGGAUAUGAAGAAUAUGGAAGAACAGUGAACAAUGGAGAAGUUUGUGCAGUGUCCAGGCGUCUAUUCAAGAAUGGUGCUAGCUGUGGUGGAUGCUAUCAGGUGAGGUGCAGGAAUAAGGGAUUAUGUUCCCAAGAGGGAGUAAAAGUGAUGGCUACUGAUUAUGGAGAAGGACAUGGAACAGACUUUAUAUUAAGCUACAGAGGGUUUGCAAAAUUGGCCAAGCAAUCAAGCAUGGCUCAGGUUCUUUUUGCAAAAGGGACAGUUGAUGUAGAAUACAGAAGAGUUUCAUGCAGAUUUGGAUCAAAUCUCAUGGUUAAAAUACAUGAACGUAGCAAGUAUCCAAAUUACCUUUCACUAGUUGUUAUGAACCAGGGUGGUGCUAGUGACAUCCUUGCACUUGAAGUAUAUGAGGAGGAAACAAGUUCAUGGAUAUCAAUGAGAAGGGCAUAUGGUGCAGUGUUUGAUUUGUCAAAUCCACCAGAUGGAGAUCUUCAAGUGAGAUUUCUAAUUAGUGCUGCUGCUGAGACCAAAUGGGUGCAAUCUGAAAGGGCUAUAAUUCCAGCUGAAUGGAGUGUUGGUGAAACCAUUGAGACUGACAUUCAAGUUUCUUAAAGAAAAUUUAAUAAUUAAUAACAUGAUACUAUAUAUUAUAUUGCCAUUCUAGCUAGGCAAUUAUUAGUAUUUCCUAUGUAUGUAUCUAUUAGUAUUAGUAGCCUAGGUGGGAUAAACUUAUGUCACGUGUGAUGAGUAGGCGCUAGGGUCUUUGUAUUGAUUAUUAUGAUGGCAUUACUCAUAUAUAGAUGUAACGCUUAGAAUGUUAUUUAUAAUAAUAUGAAUAAAAUUGUCCCUUUUCAGUA